Molecule: messenger RNA, 5458 nt
Organism: Betta splendens (Siamese fighting fish)
Lineage: Eukaryota; Metazoa; Chordata; Actinopteri; Anabantiformes; Osphronemidae
Gene: kdm6a
Product: lysine (K)-specific demethylase 6A
Exons: 30
Coding region: 313-4659 (1448 amino acids)
Biological process (GO): regulation of gene expression; heart development
Cellular component (GO): MLL3/4 complex
Molecular function (GO): protein binding; histone H3K27me2/H3K27me3 demethylase activity; RNA polymerase II cis-regulatory region sequence-specific DNA binding
Source: RefSeq, a predicted model, not a curated record
UGCGCUUGCCUAUGUGACACAAUUACAACAACUUUGAGCGGAUGGUUGGGGAAGUUUGCGAUAUUAUCAAAUAGCACUCACUCCUGAAACCCAACAUUACGUCAACUUCAUGCAUAUUUUGCCACUGGAAUACACGCUGUGUUGUGAUGUACAAUGAGGAGUAUGGAAGGUAACUUGAAGGGAUCAUUUCCUUGAGGAUUUGGCAAGAAUUACGCUACGCCCCGUUUCAGUCCUGGAGAGGUGUGCGACCCUUUCAUUGUUUCUGCGUUUCGCCGGAGUCGCUCGGUCCGGUUGAUCUUCCAUCGUCUAUCCAUGAAGUCGUGCGGAGUGUCGCUCACCGCCGCUGCCUCUGAUGCUGCCCGGAGUCUCGGCGUUGCUGGUAAUGACGAGGAGAAAAUGGCGUCGGGAAAAGCGACUGAAAUCGAAGAGGACUUUCCGAAGCUAACAGCGCAGGAGAAGGCGAGCCUGGCCGGAAUUGACAGUUCACUGUUUGGAUUUCAUAGGCUUCAAGAAGAUGGCGCCAGAACGAAGGCCUUGCUGUUAAAGGCUGUGAGCUGCUAUGAGGCCCUCAUCCUGAAAGCUGAGGGAAAAGUGGACCCUGACAUUUUCUGUCAACUGGGACAUUUCAACCUCCUGCUGGAGGACUAUCGAAAAGCAAUGUCUGCAUACCAGAAGUACUUCAGUUUACAGUCGGACUACUGGAAGAACGCAGCCUUUUUAUACGGCCUUGGCAUGGUUUACUUCCAUUACAACGCAUUUCAGUGGGCCAUCAAAUCUUUCCAGGAGGUGCUUUACAUUGACCCCAGCUUCUCAAGAGCUAAAGAGAUUCAUCUGAGGCUGGGGCUCAUGUUGAAAGUCAACACAGACUACGAGUCAAGCUUAAAGCAUUUCCAGCUGGCUUUGAUCGACUCCAAUCUCUGCACUUUGUCCAAAGCUGAAAUUCAGUUUCACAUUGCUCAUUUGUAUGAGAUCCAGAAGAAAUACAGAGCGGCGAAGGAGACGUAUGAAAGUUUGCUGCAGACAGAGAAUCUUCCUGCACAGGUGAAGGCGACCACAUUGCAACAACUUGGCUGGAUGCAUCACACGGUGGAGCAGCUUGGCGAUAAAGGCACCAAGGACAGCUAUGCCAUCCAGUGUCUGCAAAAGUCUUUAGAAGCAGACCCAAACUCGGGCCAGUCCUGGUACUUUCUCGGCAGGUGCUACUCCAGUAUCGGGAAGGUGCAGGAUGCCUUCAUCUCCUACCGUCAGUCCAUUGAUAAGUCGGAGGCCAGUGCUGACACCUGGUGCUCCAUAGGGGUGCUCUACCAGCAGCAGAACCAACCUAUGGAUGCACUGCAGGCCUAUAUCUGUGCCGUUCAACUGGACCACAGCCACGCCGCCGCCUGGAUGGACCUCGGCACCCUCUACGAAUCCUGCGGGCAGUUGCACGACGCUAUCAAGUGCUACAUCAACGCUACCCGCAGCAAGGCGUGCCUCAAUACUGCUGUGCUCGCUCAGCGCAUCAAACUGCUGCAGGCUCAGUUGUGUAACCCACAACCAGGUAGUCUGCAGAGUAAGAGUAAAAUGCUUCCUAGUAUUGAGGAGGCAUGGAGCCUACCCAUUCCUGCUGAGCUCACAUCCAGGCAGGGGGCCUUGAACACUGCACAGGCACAGCAGGCCUGCAAGGAGGGAGGCCCGUCAGCCAGUAACCACAGCGACCUGCAGGCCAGUCCUGCCAAGAGGAAGCGCACUGCCAGCCCAGCGACGAGUGUUACAGAUUUGUGGACAAACAGCCCCAACGAGCAGCAGGUUCCCAGCUGGUACCUGAGCCCACAGAAGCUUCAGCAACUGGAUCAGUUAAGGAGCAAUCGGACCAACCUUAAGCCCCCCCAGGUGCAGAUGUUGGAGCUGCUAGAGAACCAGUUUGCUCUGAUGCAGCAACAUCAGCAGCAGAUGAGGAGGCACGCAGCAGCAUGUGGCCCCACGCGGCCCGGCCUUCCCAACGGUCCUCUGGCUGAGCCCACCCAGCACCCCGCAGGCCUCGCCCGCACCUCCCUCAACCACACAGCCGGUCAGCGGUCCCCGUGUGCCGCCCAGCCCACGGCCAACGGAUCCUGCUCCUCGAGUCCUUCAGCGCGCCUGUUGGGACACCUGGACAAGAAUCACAGCCUGGGACUGGGAGGUGGUGGCGUGAGCAAUGGAAACGUGCCUUACCCACAGCAGAACUCUCUACCUCACAACUGCACAGCCGCCAAUCACCCCAGCACCAGCAGCACUACCAGUAGUCCCGGUCAUGCAGAGGAGACAUGGAGGAGCCAGCCACACAACACUACGACUCAGGGGCUUCAAAAAGGUCCAGGUUCGCAUUCGGCAGGUCCCAAUGGAGAACCCCCUUUCUCUUCCUCCUCCUCCCCUCAGACCUCGUUCUCUUCCUCUGGCAUUCUGAAUCAGGUUGGACAUUCCUCUGGGCCCUGCACUGCCUCCUCGUCAGCGUCCUCCUUAUCCCCCACCUCUCCUCAGUCCACACCCAACCACUUGUCCUCACCUCCCCACUCCACUACUACCUCAGGGGUCCACACCAAAGACAUUGCGCCUUCAGGGGGCAACAACGGCAGCAGUGGUGCCGCUGCCAUUUUGCCAUUAGGCCCAGAGACCGCCAUCAGGCAUUCCACAGGGACGCCGGUCAGUCCCAGCACCACCCCUGCGCAGGGAUUGACUAAUCAUGUCCAGGCACGGGUGACAGACAGCUCUGCUAGCCUGCCUCAGUCUGGCUCUCCUGCCCCUGUGCUCACUGCAGACAAUCCUAAACUCUCAGCCUUGUUAAAGGGAAAAGCCAAUACUAACGAUGAUAACUACAGCAACCACGGAGGGCCUUCCUCAGAGAAAAUCAACAAUGUCCACCCAAAGCUCCACGGCACAGCCAAGCCCACGUCAGAGCACUCGGUGACAUCUUCACCACUUUCAGCCACUGCUACGCCUUCUCCACACUCAGCAGACCCUCACAGCACCCACAGCCUCGCCUGCCUUAACAGCCCGUCCAGAAGCCAGGGGCCCACGCUCAAUGGGAAGGGCUUGGAGGACUCUCAGAGCCCCGGGAAGCUAGAAGUAGCUCAUAAGCCCCCCAGCAGUUUGGCUCUGUGGUCCUCCGUUUCAAUUUAUCCAAGUUCCAGUGAAGUGCUCAAAGCUUGCAGGAACCUGGGGAAGAACGGCCUGUUGACGAGCAGCAUCCUGCUGGACAAGUGUCCCCCGCCGCGACCCCCUCGCCCGCCCUCACCUCCACCGCCAAAGGACAAGCUCAACCCUCCAACACCCAGUAUUUAUCUGGAAAACAAGAGGGAUGCCUUCUUCCCUCCUCUUCAUCAGUUCUGCACCAACCCGUCCAACCCGGUCACAGUCAUCAGAGGACUAGCUGGAGCGCUUAAACUAGAUCUGGGCCUGUUCUCCACUAAGACGUUGGUGGAGGCCAACCCCGACCAUCUGGUGGAGGUGCGGACCCAGCUGGCUCAGCCCACCGAUGAGAACUGGGAUCCCAGCGGGAGCAGGAAGAUGUGGCGCUGUGAGAGCAGCCGCUCCCACACCACCAUCAUCAAAUAUGCCCAGUACCAGGCGUCGUCCUUCCAGGAGUCUCUGCGGGAGGAGAAUGAGAAGAAGAAGGUGGUGGAAGCAGAGGCAGGUUCCGCAGACAGUGCGAUGCGACGAAGGAAAGGACCGUUCAAACACAUCAAGUUUGGCACAAACAUCGACCUCUCUGAUGAAAAGAAGUGGAAGCAGCAGCUUCAGGAGCUGAGCAAGCUUCCAGCGUUCGCCAGGGUGGUGUCGGCUGGCAACCUGCUGAGCCACGUAGGACACACCAUCCUGGGCAUGAACACAGUGCAGCUCUACAUGAAGGUGCCGGGCAGCAGGACGCCAGGUCACCAGGAGAACAACAACUUCUGCUCUGUCAACAUCAACAUUGGUCCUGGGGACUGCGAGUGGUUUGCUGUUCCGGAACCGUACUGGGGCGUCAUCAACGACUUCUGUGAGAAGAAUAACAUCAACUUCCUGAUGGGCUCCUGGUGGCCCAACCUGGAGGACCUGUACGAGACCAACGUGCCCGUUUACCGCUUCAUCCAGCGUCCCGGGGACCUGGUGUGGCUCAACACGGGCACCGUCCACUGGGUCCAGGCCAUCGGCUGGUGCAACAACGUGGCGUGGAACGUCGGGCCCCUCACAGCCCAUCAGUACAAGCUGGCGGUGGAGCGCUACGAGUGGAACAAGCUGCAGAGCGUCAAGUCCAUCGUCCCCAUGGUCCACCUCUCCUGGAACAUGGCCAGGAACAUCAAAGUGUCGGACCACAAGCUCUUUGAGAUGAUCAAGUAUUGUUUGUUACGGACCCUGAAGCAGUGUCAGGUGCAGCGGGAGCUGCUGGUGGCUGCUGGGAAGGAGCUGGUUUGGCACGGCAGGACCCCCAACGAGCCGGCACACUACUGCAGCAUCUGUGAGGUGGAGGUGUUCGACCUGCUGUUCGUCACCAGCGAGAGCAACAGCAGGAAGACGUACGUGGUGCACUGCCAGGACUGCGCCCGCAGAGCCAGCGCCGACCUGGACGGCUUCGUGGUGCUGGAGCAGUACAAGAUCGAGGACCUGAUGCAGGUUUAUGACCAGUUCACACUGGCCAGUCCUCUGCCUUCCUCCUCUUGAUGGGAACACUGACUGCAAACAUUGUUUCUGAUAUUCAGGAAGUCAGGCAGCAGUGGUGCUGCUGCUCUCUGUAGCGACUCUAUAGGCAGCUGUGUGAAAGCUGUGUCUAUGCAACCUGCCUCCCCCUGCUGGACCGCAGGGGGCCGGCCUCACCGGACUGUUCUACUGCUGGCCCAGCUGGACUUCACUAGGAAACACACACUCACGCGCGGUGAAAUGAGGUUUUGUACAUAUUAUUGUUUAACUGGCAUCGUCCUCACAGACUACUGACGUUUUGUAUUGCCUCCCACAAUCAGAUGAAGAAUUAGCCUAGCUGGUCUUUUGUACGUUAGACGCCUCCUGGUCAGGAAAAGGAGAUCAAAGCUGUUUUGUAAUGUGAAAAGUUGAGUGACUCAUUCUUUGCAUUUCCCUGAUUUGAUUUUUCUUUUUUGUAUAAUUUUGCUGGAACUAUGACUGAGUUUUUGGUUGGAGAUCAAUUUGUAGACAAACAGCCAAGUCACAGAGAAAAGGUUGCACAUAGACUGAGUGAACUUUAAUUUGUUUUUGUUUUUUUAUUUCGAUGUAAAUUGACUCUAUUUAUAAAGGCAUAUUUAUUGCUUGAACAUAUGUUGAUGGAAUGCUGUAUGUUUUUCCCAGAACCUGCCAUAAAAUCUAAAGGAGCCGUGUGAUUUUCAGCACGGCUGCUUCUAUGUUUUCUAUAUGAUAAAGUGCUUAGUAAGCCUUGUACAGAGACCCUGGACUGGGUUUACUGGUUGAAGGAUGUUUUAUGCGUCGAUAAUUAAAACUGUCUUUAUUUACA